CUGAAGUCACCACCAUGCCAAUCUCUACUCCUAGUGUACGAAGCACUCCAUUAACAACUAUUCCUGUCAGCACCACACAUGUGACCAGUUCUGAGGGCAGCACCCUUUCAACAUCUUCUUUUGACACCAGCAUACCUGUGACCACUUCUACCCAAAUCAGUUCAUCUGCUACAACUCCUGAAGGUACCAGUAUGGCAACCUCGACUCCUAGUGAAGGAAGCACUCCAUUAACAACUAUUCCUGUCAGUACCACACGUGUGACCAGUUCUGCGGGCAGCAUGCUUUCAACACCUUCUGUUGACACCAGCACACCUGUGACCACUUCUACCCAAGUCAGUUCAUCUCCUACAACUCCUGAAGAUACCAGUAUGCCAAUCUCGACUCCUGGUGAAGGAAGCACUCCAUUAACAAUUUUGCCUGUCAGCACCACAUCGGAGACCAUUUCUGAUCCUAGCACACCUUCAACACCUCCUGUUGACACCAGCACACCUGUGACCACUUCUACCCACGUCAGUUCAUCUUCUACAACUCCUGAAGUCACCACCAUGCCAAUCUCGACUCCUAGUGAAGGAAGCACUCCAUUAACAACUAUUCCUGUCAGCACCACACCUGUGACCGGUUCUGAGGGCAGCACCCUUUCAACAGUUUCUGUUGACACCACCACACCUGUGACCACUUCUACUCAUGUCAGUUCAUCUCCUACAACUCCUGAAGUCACCACCAUGCCAAUCUCGACUCCUAGUGAAGGAAGCACUCCAUUAACAACUAUUCCUGUCAGCACCACACGUGUGACCAGUUCUGAGGGCAGCACCCUUUCCACACUUUCUGUUGACACCACCACACCUGCGACCACUUCUACCCACAUCAGUUCAUCACCUACAACUCCUGAAAUCACCACCAUGCCAAUCUCUACACCUAGUGAAGAAAGCACUCCAUUAACCACUAUUCCUGUCAGCACCACACAUGUGACCAGUUCUGAGGGCAGCACCCUUUCAACACCUUCUGUUGACACCAGCACACCUGUGACCACUUCUACCCAAGUCAGUUCAUCUCCUACAACUCCUGAAGGUAUGCCAAUCUCGACUCCUGGUGAAGGAAGCACUCCAUUAACAAUUUUGCCUGUCAGCACCACAUCGGUGACCCUUUCUGAUCCUAGCACACCUUCAACACCUCCUGUUGACACCAGCACACCUGUGACCACUUCUACCCACGUCAGUUCAUCUGCUACAACUCCUGAAAUCACCACCAUGCCAAUCCCUACUCCUAGUGAAGGAAGCACUCCAUUAGCAACUAUUCCUGUCAGCACUACUAGUCUGACCAGUUCUGAGGGUAGCACCAUUUCAACACCUUCUGUUGACAUCAGCACACCUGUGACCACUUCUACACGAGUCACUUCAUCUCCUACCAUUCCUGAAGUCACCACCAUGCCAAUCUCAACUCCUAGUGUACGAAGCACUCCAUUAACAACUAUUCCUGUCAGCACCACACAUGUGACCAGUUCUGAGGGCAGCACCCUUUCAACACCUUCUGUUGACACCAGCACACCUGUGACCACUUCUAUGCAACAUACCUGUGACCACUUCUACCCAAAUCAGUUCAUCUACUACAACUCCUGA
This is a messenger RNA of Macaca mulatta (Rhesus monkey), 1616 nucleotides long. NCBI's taxonomy places the organism in Eukaryota, Metazoa, Chordata, Mammalia, Primates, Cercopithecidae. The record is from RefSeq and is a predicted model, not a curated record.